Messenger RNA from Salvia hispanica, 1537 nucleotides. RefSeq names its product shikimate O-hydroxycinnamoyltransferase-like. Gene Ontology annotation, molecular function: acyltransferase activity, transferring groups other than amino-acyl groups. NCBI's taxonomy places the organism in Eukaryota, Viridiplantae, Streptophyta, Magnoliopsida, Lamiales, Lamiaceae. The record is from RefSeq and is a predicted model, not a curated record.
CUAAGGGAAAUAGGAAUCAAAGGAGUAAGGAAAGAUGAGGACUACAGUGAAGGAAUCAACAAUGGUAAAACCAUUGAAAAAAACACCGAGUGGAAGUGUGUGGCUCUCCAAUUUAGACCUAGUUUUCUCCGAUACCUACCAUAGUCGGGUGGUCUACUUCUACCGCCCCGACCGCGGCCCCGGCUUCUUCGACACCGCUACGCUCAAGGAAGCUCUGAGCCAGGCCCUUGUUGAGUUCUACCCGUAUGCAGGCAGGCUGAGAAGAGACGACAACGGCCGUAUUGAGAUCAACUGCAACGAUGAGGGGGUCUCUUUCGUGGAGGCAGAAUGCGACGUCACCAUCGAUGACUUGGGUGAUUUCGCCGUCCCCAAGCCCCACCUCGGCCUCACCCCCACCGUCGAUUACUCGAAAGGAAUUUCCACUUUUCCGCUUCUUCUGCUUAAGUUAACUCGGUUCAAAUGCGGCGGAGCGAGCAUAGGUUUGGCCAACGAGCAUCACACGUCGGACGGGAUUUCGGCAAACAAUUUGAUGCGGACGUGGUCGGAAAUCGCUCGCGGCCUAACCACCGUCCCUACUGUUUCCUUGGACCGGCGCGUCCUCUCGGCGCGCGAGCCCCCGCAGCCCAAGUUCCGCCACAUCGAGCACCACCCCCCUCCGUCGCUCAAAGCCCCUCUCGACGGCGCCGCCGGUGACCCAAAAUUCUCCACUUUCAAGCUCAGCCGCGACUUCAUCAACGGGCUCAAGAAAAAAUGCAACGAGAGCAGCGGCGGCGUGAAUUACACCAUGUACGAGGUAGUGGCAGGCCACGUGUGGCGCUGCGUGAGCAUCGCCCGCAGCCUGCCGCUGGAUCAGGAGACGAAGCUGCAGUUUCCGGUGGAUGCGCGGCAGAGGUUGCGGCCCCCUCUCCCGGCUGGCUAUUUCGGAAACGGGAUCUUUUACAGUGGCGCAUUUGCUUUGGUUGGGGAUCUGGUGUCGAAGCCGUUGAGGUUCGCGGUGGAGAUAGUGCACGAGGCUAUUGCUCGAAUGGACGACGAAUACAUGAGGUCUGCUUUGGAUUACUUGGAGUUGCAUAUGCGGAAUGUGGAAGGCAUUGUUCGAAGCCAAAACAAUGUGAAAUGCCCCAAUUUCGGGGUGACGAGCUGGGUAAGGCUGCCAGUUCACAAGGCGGAAUUCGGGUUGGGGAAGCCUGUUUUUGUGGGUCCCGGCGGUGCUCUCUCGGAAGGAAAGAGUUUUCUGUAUCCUGAUCAGGAAAAUGAGGAGAUCUUGUUGCUUGCAAUCACGCUGCACGAACAACAUAUGGAACGAUUUCAGAAGUUGCUAUACGACAAAGAUUCAUGCAUCUUGCCGGAAAUUUAACCUUUUGGUUGUGUGUGUGUGUGAGAGAGAGAAAGUGUGUGUGUGUGUGAGAGAGUGUGGUGUGUUUUCAAUAAUUGCAUGUAAUGUGCAUUCAGUGAUUAUAUUGUAUGUGUGUGUGUUAAAUGAGCGUGUCUGUGUUCUUCAGAUUCGAUUUCGAAGAAUUUAAUUUCAAUUAUGUGU